Molecule: messenger RNA, 918 nt
Organism: Fonsecaea multimorphosa CBS 102226
Lineage: Eukaryota; Fungi; Ascomycota; Eurotiomycetes; Chaetothyriales; Herpotrichiellaceae
Exons: 1
Coding region: 1-918 (305 amino acids)
Source: RefSeq, a predicted model, not a curated record
AUGUCCAGUCAAACAACCGUGAACCCAGCAAGCCAACACUACCUCUCCGCCGCGUCCGAAGCCCGCACCGCAUUGCUCUUGAUCGACAUCCAACGCGGCCUGAACACCAGCCACGGCUUCUACGGCACCGAGCGCUCGACACCCAGCUUGGAGGAAAACGUCUCGGCCAUCCUGGCCGCGUGCAGAGGGUACAACUCGCGCACAUUCGAGUCCAAGGGAUGCAAUAAUCCUGAAUCCUCCCUGGCUUCUUCUUCCCAUCAAAAAGCAACGGUCUGUGCCAGUACCGGUGCCACUGAAUCCAACACCCCAGCCCCAACUACAACCCCAUCAAAGCUCCCAUACCCUCAUACGAUAGAAAUCAUACAUAUCUACCACAAAUCCACGAACCCACUAUCGCCACUACACAUCUCGGGCGCCGCGCAGAAGGACGGGAUACUGUUCAUGCCGUGUGCGGAACCGGCGGCGGUGUCGCCAGCGUCGAGCCACACCUCUCGGCCGCUGGAGUCCUCCUCGCCAACGAUGAAUGAGCACGUCCUUUCCAAAUCGACAAACACGGCCUUCGGCAACCCCGAGUUACAGACGAUCCUGCAGCGCGGGGGUAUCGAGCAGCUUGUCGUCUGCGGGAUCGCGACGGAUCACUGCGUGACGACGAGUGUGCGGUGGGCGAGGGACCUGGGCGUGGUGCAGCAGACGACGCGGCACGGGCGGCGACCUAUCCGAGAAGGAGUGGAAGCACGAGAGGAAGACGACGCAGAAGCUGAAGACGGCAAGAUCGUCGUCCUCAGCGACGCCACCGCGUGUUUCAACAAGGGCGGGUUCGACGCCGAGACAGUCCAACAGGUCCAUCUCGCCAGUCUCGAGGGCGAGUUCGCAAAGGUCAUGACCACGAGGGACGUGCUGGAUCAGCUGUUUGGAUGA